Molecule: messenger RNA, 1397 nt
Organism: Eruca vesicaria subsp. sativa (arugula)
Lineage: Eukaryota; Viridiplantae; Streptophyta; Magnoliopsida; Brassicales; Brassicaceae
Source: the annotation of a GenBank genome assembly
AUUUGUAUUAACGUAUGAAUAUCGCAUGAUACGUUUGCGAACGUAAAUUAACAUACAUACUAGACCUUUUUUUAAUUAAUGCUGGAGGAGUUACAUAAUUAUCACAUUAUUUAAUGUUAUAUAAACAUCUUGCAUCCUAUCAUUUCCUCAAAUAUAACAUAGAAAGAGACUCCUGAUAUCUUCCAAGUUUCUCAUCUUCUAAACCCUAAUUAAAUAAUGUCCAUGAAAGGGAUCUCAUCAGCAGAACCAGAUAAGAUCUCCAAGAGAAUAUCUUUCCACAAGCCCAAAGAUUCUCACUCAGGCGAGCUUGAAGUCUUCGAGGCCGCCGUGUACUUCUCCGGCUACAACGACGUCUCCUCCGGCGACCAUAAAAACACAAAUAAGUAUGUUUAUAACACCCCAAGAGAGGAGAAUCGAAGGAGAUGGGGAAUAUUAGGAGGAGGGAGAAGAAUAAGCUUGGAUUUGCCUCUAAGAUGUUCAGAGCAGGUGCAUCAUAUCCACCAAGAUCAUCUUGAGAAACAAGAAGUUACAACAAUCAAAAGAAGUAACGUGAGACACAAGCAACCAAGCUCACCGGGUGGGAAAAUUGUCAGCUUCUUGAACUCUUUAUUUCAUCAAACGGGUUCAAAGAAGAAUAAGUCAAAGUCAAAGCCAACGGAUCUAGAAGUAGAAGAGGAGGAGAUCCAUGGAGGAGGAUGGAUGAGGAGGAAGAGAAGAAGUAGUAUCAGCCAUUUCUUGAGUUCAAACGGAUCUAACUCAACCACCACCACAACUACAGCAUCAUCAUCAUCAAAAUCUUUGUUGUCUUCGGGUUUUAGAACUCCUCCUCCAUGUUUAAACACUCCCACCAAGAACUACAAGAAGUUCUUGAAUUUCACUUCUGCCACAAACCAAGUGGAAGUUAUAAAGGAAAAGAAGAUAAAUAAAGAGUUGUCUUGGCUUGAUGAGAAACUUAAAGUGAUGGAGAGUCUCUCAGAGAAAGAGAAGGUUUGGGGUGAUGCUGAUGAUAAUGAUGAUGGAAUGGAGAGUGAUUCAAGUUCUGAUCUCUUUGAGUUGCAGAACUACGAGUUGUCUCGUGGAGGCUUGCCAGUUUACGAGACUACCAAAGUAGCUAACAUCAACCACACUCGUCUUUAACUUCUCUCUCCCUCCAAGUGACAUGUAAUCCAUCAUCACAGAUCUUGGUAAAACCAUGGAAUAUAUAUUUAUUUUUGUUUUAGUUGUUCUUGUCGAUUAUUCUGUAACUUAUAUUUAGUUCUUUUGAUAAAUACCAAGUUUUCUACAUUUCUUGUCUCUCGCAUGAAUUUUUUUUCUUCUUUUGGUAUCCAUUUAGUUACGUAUUUUUCUUUGUAACGGACAAUAUAUCGUUAAUAAUAAUUGCGAUAAAGUAAAUUAAG